CAAGAGUAAAGUGUCUUUAAAAUUUGAAAUUGGAACAGUCCCCACCACGCGUAGGGAUUCGUUAAGGCGCUCGCGCAUGUUUUUUCAAAGUAAAAAAGAAAAUAAGGCUCGCGGGAAAGAGAGGCUUAGUUGCUUUUUAUAGUCGUUCCCCCGGUGCGCCGGCGCACGGAAGUAUCGGAGCUUCAGGAUCGAGCCUUAAUCUCAUUCUAAUAAAAAGCUCACGCAUAAAUUGACGCGCUAACAUUAGUUUUAAAUUAUAAUAGUUUUUUAUUUUUUAUUUGUGUAUUAUGAAAAAUCGUGUGUUAUUAACGGUUGUUGAAUAAUGCCGGACACGUGUCAUUUAUGGUUAUUUUUAUUGUCACAAUUAACAUUAAUUUUGUGAGGCGAAGUGUGAAGGGUUGUUUUUAUUGAGUUAUCAUUAGAACUUCAUCGUUCGCGCUGUGUGGCCGUGUUUCAUUUUAUUUAUUAUUACAAUAAUUUAAAAUGAAUUAAUUAUUUUUCAAAUUGUGUCGGACAGUGGUUUAUUAGUUUUGUUUUUUGGAGGUUUUUAUUUUUUUACCGUCAAGAUGUUUCUAAGAUUCGAGCCAACUAAGUCAACAAAAGGCGCUAGUAAGAUGCGCCGUGACCUGAUCAAUGCAGAGAUCUCCAACCUUCGAGAUCUUCUCCCAUUACCCCCAUCCACGAGGCAGAGGCUCUCCCAAUUACAACUCAUGGCACUCGUCUGCGUUUAUGUUAGGAAGAUGAAUUAUUUCCAGCAAGUGUUCAAAAGUCACGACUUCAGCUAUCAGUAUCAAGAACAACCGACUCCCACACCUAAUAUUGGAUUUUCUAAGGCAAUGAACGGUUUUAUGAUGAUGAUGACACAGAAUGGAAAAUUGUUGUAUAUAUCGGAAAAUGCGGCGGAGUAUUUGGGGCAUUCAAUGGAGGAUCUGUUAAUACAUGGAGAUAGUGUUUACGAUAUCAUAGACAGACAAGACCACCAAACAGUUCAAAUGGAACUCAACAGAGGCAACGGGGAGACUGAAAAUUUACCAAAGAAUAGACAUUUCUUCUGUAGAAUGAAUGUUUCGAGAAAUGCAAGAAGACAGAUGAGAUUUGGGGACCAAAAAGUAGUCCUUGUCCGCGGACACUACGUGUCGUACCUGCCGCUGUGCAGCCGCAACGAGCCGGUGUUCCUGGCGGUGUGCACGCCGCUCGCCAUGCCGGAGACGCGCGAGUGCGUCGUGCACGGCGCCACCAACGUCUUCACCACCGUGCACGCCAUGGACAUGAAGAUACUACAUAUUGAUGCCAACGGUGAAUGGUACUUGGGCUGGAAGAAAUCAGAGUUAGCAGAUGUAUCGUGGUACCAGCUCAUACACUGGGACAGUUUAAGGGAAGCACAGAGCAAACACAGAUUAGUAACACAAUCGGAACAAGACAAAUGUUGCAUAUUACUAGUGAAGUUGCAGCAACGCAGUGGACAGUUCCUCUGGGUGCAUAUGGUGUUACAAGUGAAGGAUGCAACGGAUACACCGCGACAGUUUAUUGUUGCAACCAAUCAGAUAUUAAGCGAAGAAGAAGCAACGAUAAUGCUGGCCAACUCUUGGCUUUACCAGUACUAUGGUUACCAGAACCAGCCCUGUGGAAUGCUAGACCCUCGCUGCCAAAAGUUCUUUAGACGAGACCAGUGUUACCAAGAGUACCAGGAGUAUCCUUACGUGGAGAACCAGGAGAUGGAGUACGCUGGAUACCAUGUGUCUUCCUAUGUGCAGCCAAAAGUUGAUGAUUUUAAUGGCUGUGAGCGAGUGUACUCGGAGAGGGGACCUGUUGAUUAUUCUACGCAUUCACCUCAGUCUACUAUUAGUGAAGAAAGAUCACCACACCACUAUGACCCGCCACCAGAUAUUAUAGUAAACAGUAAUAUGUACAUGUAUCCACAUCAUGGGAAGAGAGAGUAUUACGAACAGUAUCCUAGGGUCAACUACCACAUCCAGGAACCCUGCUCCAGUACUGUCAUUGAAGGUAUGGAGUACCCCAGUCCAAAGCGUAUGCGGUUAGCCCCACCCCCCUUAACCUUGGAAGAAACUGACGGCAUGGACAGAUGGAAUCCCAGUCCACCCUGGUCGGAUACUACGCUCAAAGUUCCCGACUACACCCAGCGAUUUACCUACAACCAUAUGGUACCAAUGCCUCCCGAAAGAGCUAUGGUCACUUAAUAUUAAAUAUCAAUAUUAAUUUAAGUAAAAUUAAUUUAAGUACAACAGUUUAAUAGGAAAUUUUAUAAGUGUUCAUUAAAUUCCAG
This is a messenger RNA of Spodoptera exigua (beet armyworm), 2284 nucleotides long. Lineage: Eukaryota; Metazoa; Arthropoda; Insecta; Lepidoptera; Noctuidae. The record is from the annotation of a GenBank genome assembly.